AUGAAGCUUCCAAAUGGAGUAAGGAUGUUCCUUUUGAGGGCCUGUAGUGAGGCUUUGGCCACCUUUAGUAACCUAUGCAGAAGGAAGAUUAGAGAGGAAAAUCUAUGCCCAAUAUGCCAUCCACAGGAGGAAACUUUGAGCCAUGCAUUGUGGAGUUGUGGAGUUGCUCGAGAUGUAUGGGGACAGGCCAGUAGACAUAUCCAAAAAACGACCACUAAUGAUCCGUGCUUUAAUGUAGUUUGGUCCCAGAUGAGAGAAAGAUUAUUCCAACCUGAAAUGGAAGAAGCAGGCAUGAUAAAAAGACUCCUCUGGACCAGGAGGAAUGACUUUGUGCAUGGGAAAGCAUUCAGACACCCAAACUCAAUCAUUCAGAAAACUGAAGGUGACCUGAGAUGUUUCAAGAAAGCUCAGACUAAGACCUAUGUUGGAAUAACCAGGGGUAGCACACCAUGUGAGAAAUGGAAGAAACCCUCAGAGGGAAAAUAUAAACUCAAUUGGGAUGCUGCUAUUGAUGUGUCAAGGGACCUGGUAGGCAUUGGAGGCAUCAUUAGAGACUGCAAUGGGGAGGUGCUAGCUACAUUAAGAGCCAAAAGAAAAAUGAUCCUCUCCCCCUUUGCUGCAGAAGCUUAUGCUUUGAUGGUGGCUAUGCUCUUCAGUAAUGAAGCUGGGAUACUUAAACUUAUGCUUAAAGGCGACUCCUUACAGGUAGUUCAGAAAUUGCAAAAACUAGUAGAGGACUGGAGUAUAGGAGGCCUUAUAGUGGAAGACACAAGAAAGGUCCUAAAGUCCUUUAUUUCUUGGUCUGUUUGCCACACUAAGAGGGAUGCUAAUAUGAUAGCACAUAAGCUAGCCAAGGAUGCCCUUUUAAGUGAUUAUGAUCUAUAUGAUCUAGAGGAGAUCCCAAAUUGUAUUAAGCAACUUGUUGCUGUUGAAGCUUUUGUAACCUUGUUUAAGCAAUGA
Messenger RNA from Carya illinoinensis, 960 nucleotides. RefSeq lists its product as uncharacterized. Gene Ontology annotation, molecular function: nucleic acid binding; RNA-DNA hybrid ribonuclease activity. The transcript has a single exon. Lineage: Eukaryota; Viridiplantae; Streptophyta; Magnoliopsida; Fagales; Juglandaceae. The record is from RefSeq and is a predicted model, not a curated record. The coding region runs from base 1 to 960 and encodes 319 amino acids.